Molecule: messenger RNA, 1535 nt
Organism: Malania oleifera
Lineage: Eukaryota; Viridiplantae; Streptophyta; Magnoliopsida; Santalales; Ximeniaceae
Exons: 10
Coding region: 278-1339 (353 amino acids)
Molecular function (GO): NAD binding; phosphoglycerate dehydrogenase activity
Source: RefSeq, a predicted model, not a curated record
AGUGCUGUGUAUCACGCAGAUUCUCCCUGGGAUAUGCUAUGCAGCAUUUGGAUCCACAAAGUUUUGGCUGCACCGAUGGCGACAAGUUUGCCUGAUAAAAAAAAGAAAAAAAAGAAAAAGAGGAGAGAGAGAGAUUAGUGGAGUGGUUAGCGCCGCCACUGGACAGCAGCCGGGCCCUGCCUGGUUUCCAUUUCUGUCAUUUCUGAUUCGAAUUUUUCAGAGCAAGAGAAAGAGAGAGAGUUGAGGCAGAAGAGGAGGAAGAGGAAGGAGGAGAAAGAUGAGUACGGCGGCAAUGGAAGCCCUUCAGGUCGAGAAAAUGGACGAGCGCGUCACCCGUGUUCUCUUCUGUGGUCCUCAUUUCCCUGCUUCUCACAAUUUUACACUGGAGUACUUGCGGGACUAUCCCUUUAUUCAGGUUGAUGUUGUUCCCCUUGAUGAGGUGCUAGAUGUUAUUUCAAACUACCAUAUUUGUGUAGUAAAAAGCAUGCGGCUGGAUUCAAAUGUUAUUUCUCGUGCAAAGCAGAUGCAGCUCAUAAUGCAAUUUGGUGUUGGGCUGGAAGGUGUUGAUAUUGAUGCUGCCACGAAAUGUGGAAUCAAAGUAGCUAGAAUUCCGAGUGGUGGAACUGGAAACGCAGUAUCAUGUGCGGAAAUGGCCAUAUAUUUUAUGUUAGCUCUUCUCCGCAAGCAUAAUGAGAUGCAAAUGUCUAUAAAGCAAAGGAUCCUCGGAGAGCCAGUUGGUGAAACGCUAAUUGGGAAGAAUGUAUAUAUCAUGGGCUUUGGAAAUAUUGGAAUUGCUUUGGCAAAACGGCUACGGCCAUUUGGUGUGAGAAUCCUUGCUACAAAAAGGAGUUGGGCUUCAACAUCAUGUGAUCCUUUCCAACCUGACAGAACUUCUGUUCGAAAUGGUGAUGCCAUUGCUGAUCUGGUUGAUGAAAAGGGCUAUCAUGAUGAUAUUCACAAUUUUGCUAGCAAGGCCGACAUAGUUGUUUGUUGCUUGCGCAUGAAUAAUGAGACAGUUGGCAUAGUGAACAAGGCUUUCAUUUCGUCAAUGAGAAAGGGUGCCCUUUUGUUAAAUAUUGCUCGAGGGGGUCUUCUGGACUAUGAGGCAGUCUUUUAUUACCUGAAAAAUGGUCACUUGGGGGGCUUAGGCACUGAUGUUACUUGGACUGAGCCAUUUGAUCCUGAUGAUCCAAUUUUCAACUUUCAGAAUGUCCUAAUAACGCCCCAUGUUGCAGGAGUUACAGAACAAUCAUACAGAUCAAUGGCUAAGGUAGUUGGCGAUGUUGCUCUACAAUUUCAUGCAGGCACGGCUUUGACAGGGAUAGAAUAUGUGAACUAGUCCAUCUUAAGAAAUAUCGAAUGCAAUCGUGUUGCUUGGCAUAUGGGAAAAGGAAGAUUGAUUCUUAUAAUGUUUGUCAAGAGGGCAAUUUACCCUUGUUUUUGUACCCUUGUGUUUGCUUACUGGAUUGAAGCUUCCAAUUUGUCAUUCUAAAAAAUUACCCCUUAUAUGAUGAAUAUUUUUAGCAUUUUGAAAA